Messenger RNA from Nasonia vitripennis (jewel wasp), 7660 nucleotides. RefSeq names its product echinoderm microtubule-associated protein-like CG42247 (gene DCX-EMAP). The coding region runs from base 1019 to 4657 and encodes 1212 amino acids. Gene Ontology annotation, molecular function: microtubule binding. Gene Ontology annotation, cellular component: mitotic spindle. The transcript has 17 exons. Gene Ontology annotation, biological process: microtubule cytoskeleton organization; intracellular signal transduction. NCBI's taxonomy places the organism in Eukaryota, Metazoa, Arthropoda, Insecta, Hymenoptera, Pteromalidae. The record is from RefSeq and is a predicted model, not a curated record.
UCGGGCCAGCAGCCACUCGACGCCCGGACGGCAGCGCCGAAGGACGACACGCAUCAGCUGCACUACUCUCGAACUAGUGCACAAUACAUUCGCCUCCAAACAACACACCCCGUGAAUUAUGCAAAAGCAUCGUCUCGACCCUGAUGGACUGCUGCUCUCGGCUGUAGCAUCGCUCGACGACAUCUCCCGCGCGGUAAAGGACUCGUCAUGAUCAUCUCGCUGCUGUUCGUGCUCGUGAUCACGGUGAAGGCCGCGCAGAUGUUCGGCAAGUACCUCCUCGGCAGUCGCAACCUCUACUUCUUCUUCUGAACCGAGUCUAGUGCCGCGUGUGUUUGUGCGCCUUUACCAGUGUGUAUAUUUACUAACGUGUGUGCUGCAGCGCCAAAUUUCGCGCGAUCACGCGAGAUAAGUACGAGAUCAAUCAUAUACAUGUAUACGCGUGCUUAACCGCAUACACACGCUCGGCUCCUGCAGCAGUCGGUUUCGCGCGUCGAUAAAGGCAGCACACUCCGGCCGAGAGAAAGAACGAGAGACGCAUCAAUCGAUAUUUCGAGGAACGCAAGAGCCGUUGGAAAUCGAUGAUGGGAAAAAACACGUGGUCGCUGAUCAUCGAGUGAAGAGAGAUCUCCUGUAGGGAGGACGAGCUCCUGCUACGUGCUGUGUACUGCAGAUACUACCAGCUAAGGAAAAUAUGUCAAGAUGUCGCUGAAAACGUGCGUUUACCUUGCAAUCGAACGGCUGAGCUCCCGAGUGAUCGAAGCAGCGCAUAACAUGAGGAAGAAAAAGUCCAGUCCCAGUUACGCUAGAAUAAACUAAUCGAGUUCAAACCAUAAAAGCGUAAAAUGAAACUCAAAAUCCGGACAAAGUAAACCUUCACCGCAAACUCCCAGAACCACGAGCUCGACGGAAAAAAGAAGAGAAGGUCCCCUAAAUCGUCGUAAAAAAGCCAUCAAAAACGGCGAGCGAAAAGCCAAAUACCGUCGACGGUUCGACGAAGGCCACGAAGGAGGAGAUUAACAUGCUGGCAGCCCGUAACGGCACGUCGCGUCCUGAAAACAACAACAACAACAACAACGGCAGCAAUUCAGCGUCGAAUAGCCAACAGCAGUCCGAGGGCGAGUCGUCGAAGCCUAUGCCGACGGCCGACGGAAUGACGAGUCAGCAGCAGCAGCAGCAGCAAGUGACCACAGUCAUGGCUUCGCCCAAGCGGCAAGCCAACAACAGUAACGGUCGGGCUGUGCAACCGAGCAACGGCCAGCAGUCGUCUCCUGCGAUGCAGCGGAGGCUGCCGAGCGGCAACCGCGAUGACGAGGAAGACGAUUUUCAGGUGUCUUCGAAGGGCGCAGCCGCGGACUCUCCGAAGCCAGUAAGCGUCGCCAUCUCUUCGACGCGUUCGAAAUCUACCUUACCGGACGGCGAGCAGCAGCAAGCAGCUCAACAGCUCGUCCCGAGCUUCGGCGGCUCGCCGCACUCGGACAUGGACGACGACGACGACGAAGACGAAGACUUGGAAGACGAGGUGGAGGAGGAGGAGGAGGAGGAGGACGACGACGAGGUGGCGGCGGCCAUGGGGUUGGAGGGGAAGGAGCAGCAGCAGUCAAGCAAUGGAGGGGAUAGACGCUUGCUGGAGGGGGCGACCGGGCUCGCCGGUAUGGGCGGUUACUGGAGCAUGAGGCAGAGCAGACCCUCCAGUCCCCGCAUGCCGCCCCCGGAGCAGGAGCAGGCGACUACCUGCAGGCCCAGGAGCCGACACGAGCAGCAGGUGCUACAGCCGGCGGGCAACCAGCAGACGACGAGCCAGCAGCAGGUCACCGUGCACCACCAGCCACCCUCGAGGUACAACAAUCUCGGCUACUGGCGGGCGCGGAGGGUCACCUUCUACAGGAAUGGCGAUCCCUACUUCCCCGGCGUCGAGUUCAGGUUCAAGCCGGGCCGGGACAUCGGCUCGCUGGAGGCGCUGCUGGAUCGGCUCUCGCUGCGACUGGAUCUGCCGCGGGGUGCGCGGCACAUCUUCUCCAUGGACGGCGACCGCAAGCUCAAUCUCGACGAGCUCGAGGAUGGCGCUUCUUACGUCGUCUCCAGCUACAAGACUUUCAAGCCGGCGAGCUACGGUAAGAAGAGCAAUACGUGGUACGCGCCAUCGGGUGGUGCGGGUGGCGGUGGCGGCGGCGGCGGAGCCGGUGCCCGGGGCAGCAUCGGCGGUGGCGCGUUGCCCGGAGUCGGUGCCGGAGCCCUCGGUGGCUGGCAGAGCCGCAGCACACCAGCCGUCGCGAGCCUCAGCAGGAAAGCCUCCAUCACCGACGAGGCUCCGCCGCCCGGAGGCGGCAAACCCUCAUCAGGACGCGUCAUUCGCAUCGUCAACAACCUCGAUCACACCGUACAGUGUCGAGUGCUGUUGAAUCUGCGCACCUCGCAGCCGUUCGAGGAGGUGCUCGAGGACCUCGGCCAGGUGCUCAAGAUGAACGGCGCCAAGAGAAUGUUCACCGUGUCCGGCCAGGAGGUGCGAAGCUUCUCGCAGCUGCGCAACGAGUUCGCCGACGUGGACACGUUCUACCUGGGCACAGGCAGCGGCGGAGGUGGCAUAGCCACGGCCAUAGGUUCACCGGCCAGAAGAUCGCGUUCGAGAGGUCCACCGGCCGUCGUCGAGGACGUGGGCCGACAGCGCAGGGCCCGAAGCAAGAGUCGACCCCGAGCACUCUAUGCCCCCGAAUCCGAGGUCGUCAGGGUCAACGACUACAGCGUGGUGGAGGUUCUGCGCGAGGAGCCAGCCCGAGUGACGAUCCGAGGUCUGCGUCGCUCGUUCUACCCACCGUCGCAUCUGCCACCGGUCGACAACUCGCCGCCCGAUAAGAAGCUCUCGCUCGAGUGGGUCUACGGGUACCGAGGCACCGAUACUCGACGUAAUCUCUGGGUACUUCCCAGUGGCGAGCUGUUGUAUUACGUUGCGGCCGUCGCUGUGCUGUACGAUCGCGAGGAGAACGCGCAGAGACACUACGUUGGGCAUACCGAGGAUAUCACCUGUAUGGAGGUUCAUCCAAGCAGGGAGCUCGUAGCAUCCGGCCAGAGAGCAGGAAGACACAGAAAGGCUCAGCCGCAUGUCCGAAUUUGGUCCACUGAGACUCUCCUCACGCUCUACGUUUUCGGCAUGACGGAGUUUCAAAUGGGAGUCUCUGCCCUCGCUUUUUCACAAUUGAACGGAGGCAGCUACGUUCUCGUCGUAGACGCAGGUAGAGAAGCCAUACUCUCGGUCUGGCAGUGGCAGUGGGGUCACUUACUCGGCAAAGUUGCUACUCUUCAAGAGGACUUGACAGGAGCGGCUUUUCACCCACUGGACGACAAUCUCCUCAUCACCCAUGGCAAGGGUCACCUGACCUUCUGGAACCGCAGGAAGGACGGCUUCUUCGAGAGGACCGACAUCAUCAAGCCUCCAUCGAGGACGCACGUGACGAGCAUCCAGUUCGAGCAGGACGGCGACGUGGUGACUGCUGACAGCGACGGUUUCAUCACCGUUUACUCGGUGGACGCCGACGGGGCCUACUUCAUCAGAAUGGAGUUCGAGGCCCACAAUAAGGGUAUCAGCUCGCUGGUCAUGCUCUCGGAAGGUACACUGCUGUCCGGCGGUGAGAAGGACAGAAAGAUCGCCGCCUGGGAUUCGUUACAGAAUUACAAGCGAAUUACAGAUACUAAGCUGCCAGAAUCAGCGGGUGGAGUGCGAAGCAUCUAUCCGCAACGUCCAGGCCGUAACGAUGGUAACAUCUACGUCGGCACGACGCGCAACAAUAUUCUCGAGGGUUCGCUGCAGCGACGCUUUAACCAAGUCGUCUUCGGCCAUGGCAGACAACUCUGGGGUUUGGCUGUUCAUCCGGACGACGAGGUAUUCGCCACUGCAGGUCACGAUAAAAAUAUCGCGCUCUGGAGGCGACACAAGUUGCUCUGGACUACACAGGUUGGAUUCGAGUGUAUCUGUAUUGCUUUCCAUCCGUUCGGUGUGGCUUUGGCUGCUGGUUCUUCAGAGGGCCACCUCUUGGUUCUCGCGGCGGAUACCGGUGCGGCUGUCGCGACUCUCAGAGUUUGUGGCUCGCCUCUUUCUUGUAUUGGCUACAACCCUACUGGUGAAAUGGUAGCGAUGGGCUCGCAGAACGGUAGUAUUUAUUUGUUCAGAGUGUCGAGGGACGGAUUUUCCUACAAAAAGAGCAAUAAAAUUCGAGGCACCCAGCCUCUUGUUCAGCUCGACUGGAGCUCCGACAGUCGCUUCUUGCAAACUGUCACUCAAGACUACGAUCUUGUAUUUUGGGACGUCAAGGCUCUAUCUUCGGAGAAGAGCCCGUUAAUCAUGAAAGACGUAAAGUGGUAUACGCACAACUGUACUGUUGGUUAUUUAGUAUCUGGAAUGUGGAACAACCGUUACUAUCCGCUGACUACGGUGGUAACGACAUCCAGCCGCUCAGCGGCGCACGACAUGCUGGUGAGCGGCGACGCCGAAGGCUACCUCCGACUCUUCCGCUAUCCUUGCACCAGCGCCAAGGCCGAAUACAUCGAGGAGAAGGUCUACAGUUCGCUGGUUGCCUGCGCGCGUUUUCUCUACAACGAUCAGAACGUCGUCACCGUCGGCGGUACCGACGCUGCCCUCAUGCUCUGGGAGCUCGUCGACGAAUAGUCCGGGGACGACGAGGACGCGCGGCCCCCCGCCACCUCGCCCGUCUACAUUCGCGCCCAGUAAACGCUUUCGCCUCUUUUCACCAUACGCGGAAUCGUGGCGUUGUUAUCUGCAAAGACUAGCGUAUUUACUAAAUUUGAAAAUUAUAAAAAAAAUAGUAUGUCAAAUGCGGUAAUUUUUGUAAAGAACAACGAUGUUGUGUGCGCGGAUGCGGGUUUCAUGGGUAUAUUCGUUUGUUGUCGAUGGGUUCAGUGCACGAAUUUAUAAUUACUUUAUUCCGGUCGUUUCGUUCUCUUACUGUACAUACACUUUGAUCGGUUUUGAUUUUUGCGAAAAAUAAGUACAAGUCAUUUUUCUCUACCAGUGGAUGUAAGUGUAUGGCUGUAGGAUUACUGAAAAAUUUAUAGAAAGAAAGAGUAAAGAAAAUUCUGUGAAUUUUGCCUGUAUCAGCACUGAAUCUGUCGAAGUUGAAAUUGGGUCGUAUACGCUGUCACUCGUCACGUAAAUCAAAUAAUUUGCAUACAUAGCCAUGACGGUUUUCUUUAGUUUACCGAUUGGUACGUAAAAUAUGUAUCACUGACACUUCACGUCGCGAUAAAAAAAAAACUAAACGUAAAUCAGAAAAAAAAAGUAAUAAACACAAGAUCACAGAGUAUUGCGCAAAAGCGUUUACUGCGCGCACUCCUCCUCUUCCUUCUAUUACCAUACUUAUAUCUCCUCCUCGGGAAACCAAAGACCCCACUACUCCUGCCAUCAUUCGUCUGCCACUGAACAGAUUGUAUACGGGAACUCUGAGUGACACCGCGCCGCGAUCAUACGAUUGUAUUGUAACACGCACAACAUUUAUGUAUGUACGUGUCCCUUUGUCCGCGUAUACACUGAUAUAUGCAAAAAUUGCGAAUCGCUCCCGCUGUCGCUUGGAGUUUCGGAUCUUUCAGCGAGACAUAUUUUAAAGAAGGCGCAAGAGGUCACCCUAAUAUCUGAAUCGAGCUAGAUGGAAUCGUGUAUCUAUAAACUCAAGUAUGUACGAUUGUCUUGUUGUGUGCAAUUUUGCGCGAAAGGCGAUGAUGAGCCUGUAUUUUAAAAUUUAAAUAAUAGUCUUUGUCGAUUGAGCGCGUUUGAACGCUCUUGUCAUCAAAUGAUUUUUGUACGCGACGAAGAGAGAAAACUGCAAUUUUUAUCUAGACGAAGUAAAAUGAUCAAGGAAUCGUUACGCUACACGUGGUAUUUAAAGAGUUAUAUGAAUAACGAAAAUUUAUAAGUGCAAUAAGAAUUUAGCAUGUAGAUUUAAUGGUUAGCGUUAGUCACAACUUUUGCUAAAUUUUAUAAUUGUAGUUUGAAACAUACUAACAUAAUGUAGGAAUAAAUUUUAUUUUUAUUUUUUUUUUAUUAUUAAUAAUUAUGAAUUCUUCAUUUUCAAGAACAAUUAAAUAUGAUGCAUAUUGAUGGAGAUGCAUAAUUUUACAUUUUUAACUUCAAUUUUUAAUAACAAUGAUGCGAAUUGAGUAUUACUGAAUUCUACUGAUAAUUUAUGCAAUGGCGGUUUGUUUGUUGAUUUUAAAAUUUCCCAUAAAAAUGAUUGCAAGAAUCGAAAAAAAUUGAAAAAUCAAUUAAUAAUUCGUAUAUAUUUAUAAUUUUUACCAAAGUAUUUAAAAAUAAUAAAAGUAGUAAAUAGAAUAAUGAAUAUUUAAAAUAAAGUAAAAAACAUAAUAUCGAUCAGCUCGAAAUGCGUACGAAAUUAAGAUUAAAGAAAAGCAAUAAAUAAACGAUGUAAAUUUUUAAUUGUUUUCCAUACAACUUAUUAUGAUUUUUCUAUUGAUAUUACAUUUUCUGUACUACUUUUGAGAUUUCUUUUUUAAUUAUUUAAUACUUUAACAAAAAAAAACCUCAGUAUAUUAACAGUUAUUAGUUUAAGACUUUAUUCAGCUAUUUGAGAGAACUAAACGUAUAUACGCAUAUUUUUCGGCAUAAAAUUUGAAAACUACACAUACAACUCAUUUGAUCUAAUACAUUCUGUAUACGAAAUCAUGUUUUUGUGAUGUAUAAUUCAACUUGGUAUAAGAAAACUGAUGUACAUGCUGUCGUAAGUGUCAGUAUUUCUAUAUAAUGUAUGGUAUCUAUUACAUAUAAUUCGUAUGAUAAUUCUACUCGAGCAUAUAGAAUUACGAAAUGCUGCAAUUAUAAUAAUAUUUACAACUGAGUAGUUAUAUCAUUUCAUGAAUACGCAAGCUUAUGUAAGUCUCGAAGUUACUUGUAACACACGUGUACAAGUAUCGCAAGAAAAUGGAGAAACGAUGUUCAAAGAUAUUAGGGUGACUCUGCCUUUUUGUGAAUUAAAAGAAAGAUAAAUUACAUAUUUGAACGCAAGGCGCUGGCGCCUUGCUUUGUUAGUAACGUAAGCAUAUUGAUACUAGCCUUGAAAAUUAGCAUAAUACUCUCGUUAGUCGUACAGACUACAGCAGUACAAUUUCGCCCGCGCUCUUCAUCGCUCAUUUUUUGGAGAGAUAGAGAACAGGAAUGAGUUUCGAUAUGAGCAAACUCUGAUCAGAUACGGGAGUGAUUUCCUAAAUUACAUGUGUUUAUUUCUGAAUCGUUUUAAUUAAUAAACUUAAUAGUUUUAUAUAAAUUAAGACUUUAUACAUUGAUUAUAAAGCUCGACAAUAUUGGUUCGAUAAUCAAUUUCAUUUGCGCAUGUACAUUCAAAGCCAAUUUUACAAAGCAGUUAAUUAAGACGGUUAUAAUUAUUCUAUUAUUAUUUUCGUUUCGUUAUAAUUACGAUGCCUAUCGAUUAAAAAUUAAUUAUGCAACUCACUCCUGUUCUUUCACGUACGCACACAUCUUCAGUCGUAGAAGUGUACAAGCUGUUGCAGGUCAACGCAAGUAGCUCAUAAAAAGGAAAUAAAACAAAACCCCCACUGUCGCAGAGACGCAUAAACUUCCACAUACAUACAAAACUCAACGAUGCACCUCAUAAAUUAUAAAAGAAAAUUAUAAACAAAUAAA